AGAGUGGCUUAAGUAGUAGAGCACCUGCCUAGCAAGUGUGAGACCCUGAGUUCAAACCCCAAUACUGAAAAAAAAAAUCGGAAUUACUUAAACAGUGAUAGAUAUAAUCAUGCAAUUUAAAAAUACUAUAACGAUGAGCAGAUCAGUGCUUUUUUGUUGUUGCAAAUACUGGAUGUAGACAGUAAUGGCAGACACAGAUAACCUCUCUCUUACACCACCCACUACUGUUCUGUCAGAGAACAAGGUUCCCAUUCUACUUCCGAUGCCAAACCAACAUUUCUCAUCCCAGCAUUGAAAAACCUUUGAUGAGGGCUGCUGGAGUGGCUCAAGUGGUAGAGAGCCUGCCCAGCAAGCAUGAGGCCCUGAGUUUAAACUCCAAUGCCUCCAAAAAGAAAAAAGAAAAGAAAGCUUUUGAUGAUUGAGCCACAACCGAAAGACUCUCUAAAACCAACCCUUCACUGUCUACACAGCCUCUGGGCAGACCUCAUCUCUGAUGGGUUCCAGAGGCCCGAUCUGGCGUUUCCUUCCUGGUACUUCAGUCAAAAUCGCCCCCCCGCCCACAAAACAAAAACAAAAACAAAACAAAAAACUCUCCUGGGUUCCGGCCCCAAGGCCCCGGUUCUGCGAUCCCCAAAAGCCUUGCUCUCUGGCUCCUGCCUGUGAGGCGGGCGAGGGUCUGCGGUGACUCACCGCAGGGCAGCCGGCCGGGCCGGAAUGUGCUCACUUCCUCACCCCGCGCACCUGCCGGUGCAGGCCGCGCCUCCCGGCCGGGCCUCCGGCGGAUGUUUUCCUUGUCCCUGCGCGGGCAGUGCGAGCCAACUACCGCGCCCCCGAACGGUCGCUUCCCACGGACUCAGAGGACUGGGUCCUAACCAUUGACAGCGGUACACGCGCACACAUCAACACCUUCGUUCUGCUCCCCACCCCAGCUUCUGGGAGGGAGAUCCUGCUCAACGCAACUUCUUUCCAAAACAUCCCCCCCAUACCCAAUAUUUGCCUACCCCAUCUCCAUUCCAGGCAGCUAAGCCUCACACACCAAUGCCCACGGGGGCCCCUCCAUCUUUGCGCAUCAUCAGCACCUCCAUGCUCCCUACUUCCCCACCCACAGCCGCUCCCUAUGGCCUUGGCCCCAGGUUGCAGGAGCAGAAGGUACUACACGGCAAGGCGUCUGCGUGUCAGGUGGUUCCCCCCCACACACCACCACCACCUCAAGGCAGCUACUGACGGCUAACAAGACUUACAGGCCCUUGUUCUAGAUAGGCCUUUUAAUGCCCUCUCCACACACCUCCAGUUAAGAGAAUGGUCAAGGCCAUGCCUCCCACACAGCAGCCUACUGUACCCUGCUGCAGCUGUGAGUUUUCAUUUUUUUCUUGGCACUCCUCUGAAAGGGAAAGGGUAUCUUGUUUUUUUGUUGUUGUUUCUUUUUUUUGGUGGACUUUUGUUAGUUUUUUCUUGUUGUUUUGUGGUGCUGGAGAUCAAAUUCAGGGUCUCAAACAUGCUAGGCAAGCAUUCUCCUACUGAACUACAUCAUCUGCCAGAGAAAAAGUAUCUUGGAAGAGGAUAGCUAGGGAGUUCCAGGUGCACUGACAGGUUUUUCUGAGUAGAGGUGACAGGCAGAGUGGCCCUCUGAAAGUCUGCAAGAAGUAGUUGUAUUUGACACACUAUGUGAUAGGGAGCAAGUCUUGGAGUAAAUGGGACUAGAGACUUAGAAGGAAAAAAACAGUAAAUGUCCUGUAGGUGGUAUGGAAAUAGCUGGGCCUUUGAAAUGUAGAAAAGCCUAAGAAAGCCAAUUUGACCAGGCCAGUACCAAGUACAUGGCUAGCAGUACAGUGGUCAGAAAGGAGAACUUGAGAGUUCAUAUGAGUGGGGAUAGAGGAAAAAACAAAGAAUCUUUAUAAGGAAAAGCACAAGUCCUAAAGUUAGCUGGAAGGAGGAUGAGAAAAUGAUACCCCUUCUCAGGGUGGAGGUGGGGAUACUGACAUGGGGAAAGCAGCUUUAUCAGUGUUGUUUCUUAAACCAGACGUACAGAAUUCAAGAAUACAAGGACCCAAACCAAAAUGUUUCCCUCCCCAAAACAGGCAUCUGUUUUUGAAGGAGGUGGUAGGGAUGACAUGGAGCAUGAAUCUAAAAGGGUCAGAAGUUGGUCAGGAGAGAACAGUCCCUAACUGAAGCCUGCAGCUGUGCAUAUAGACAUGCUUGCUCAAUCAAUGUCAUUCAGAGAAAAGAAUGUCACCCAUUGUGUCUCCAAGCUUUAGCACCAAUCAUGGCUAAUCUUUUCUGAAGGCCAUGUGCCAAAGACAGUGCUAAGAGUAUAUGAUGUGCUAUCUCAUAACAACUCUGUGAGGUGGCAUUACUAUUCUGGAUUUAUAGUUGAGGAAACAGGAUGAGAGAGGUGAAGUAACUUGCCCAAGGUCACAUAGUAAAUAGAGUCAGGAUCUGAAUCCCAGUAGUCUGUCCCUACAGCCUAUGCUCUCAAUCACCCAUCCUGGGUCCUCCAGAACCUGCAGGAAACUUAAAGGAAGAUGCCAAAGGAUAAAUUCUUGAAGAUUCAUUCCAUCAACAGGAAAGAAGGAGCACCCCUGUGAAACUGGCCUGAUUCAUCCUGCUAAGAUGCUUGGAGAUGCUUCUCUUUGAAAGCAUCCCCAGAGAUGGAGCAAUCUUGCAUCUUCUGCAUUUUUUUUAAUGUAAUGCUUCACGAGUUUGCAUGUCAUCCUUCCACAGGGGCCAUGCUAAUCUUCUCUGUAUCAUUCCAAUUUUAGUAUGUGUGCUGCUGAAGCAAGCACUCUUCUAUAUGCUCAUCUCUGGGAUACCUGAGAAAAAGUGAGGUUCCCCCCAAUCUCUGAGGUUAAUUCUAUUUCUCAGCUGUAUCAGGGAAACCCUGCCCAAGGUCUGAGAGAAAUAUACUCUCUACUCCAGAUGCCUGCUUGCUCUCCUGGAGCCUCUGGCUGCUGCACCCUGCUGUAACUCCUUGGUUUGGCUGUGGCACAGGAUUAACCAUCCCCAGGAAAUGCCUUCCUCCGGUCCAGGCAGGGAUCCCAGCACACACUGCUGGUGGUGGUAGUGGGGCAGGGAGGAAGAAGGGCUGGUGGAAUGCUUCCUCUCUCCAGGUCAAGGAGGAGAUCUGGGGACCACCUGGAGCCUCACCCCUCCCACCUCUUUGCUGGGAAAUGCCCAGUUCAGUGCCCCUUCCACGGCCACCUCCCUCCCUCUAGCUGUGCGGGGGCAUGAAUCAGCUCUCACAGCUUGUUAAAAGCUGAACCUCUUGUUUUCAUGCCCUCACCUCAGGAAACAGAAUUACAGCUUUUCCAGCUCUACUCAGCAGGGGGCCAGGGUCCUCACUUUAUAAACAUCCCCAGCCUGUGAGAGGAGAGGGCACAGAGAUGGUGUGACAGGAUCCCAAGGAGAAAGAAACACUAAGACUUAAGGAGCAAAGCAAAGCCAAGGGGACAAGACCAGAGAAGAACAGAAUCCAAGAAGGGUCCAAGAGGACUGAGCUGCAGGAAUGGCCCUAGGAAUGCUCUGGGCUGGACAGGCCAAGAAGAUCCUGGGAGGCUGGGGAAUCGUCUGCUUGUUGGUGUCUCUGCUUCUGCAGUACCCAGGAGUCCACAGCAAGUGCUACUUCCAAGCUCAAGCCCCCUGUCACUAUGAGGGGAAAUAUUUCACCCUGGGUGAGUCUUGGCUCCGCAAGGACUGUUUCCAUUGCACCUGUCUGCAUCCCGUCGGUGUGGGCUGCUGUGACACAUCUCAGCAUCCCAUCGACUUCCCUGCUGAGUGUGAGAUUCAUCAGGAGGCAGGAACCUGCCAAUUUUCCCUGGUGCAAAAAUCUGACCCUCGGCUGCCCUGCAAAGGAAGGGGGUCUGACCUAGAGUGGGGCUCAGCUAACACCCCUGUUUCUGGGGCUCCUGCUCCCCACUCCAGCUAAACUCAACUGAUCAUCCAUCUGCUGACUG
This is a messenger RNA of Castor canadensis (American beaver), 3950 nucleotides long. RefSeq names its product microseminoprotein, prostate associated (gene Msmp). NCBI's taxonomy places the organism in Eukaryota, Metazoa, Chordata, Mammalia, Rodentia, Castoridae. Gene Ontology annotation, cellular component: cytoplasm. The record is from RefSeq and is a predicted model, not a curated record.